Molecule: messenger RNA, 3919 nt
Organism: Cebus imitator (Panamanian white-faced capuchin)
Lineage: Eukaryota; Metazoa; Chordata; Mammalia; Primates; Cebidae
Product: apolipoprotein L3-like
Biological process (GO): lipoprotein metabolic process; lipid transport
Cellular component (GO): membrane; extracellular region
Molecular function (GO): lipid binding
Source: RefSeq, a predicted model, not a curated record
GGGAUUACAGGCUUGAGCCACCGCACCCGGCCUGAUAGAGUAAUUUUUUUAUUUAUUAUUAUUAUUAUUAUUUUUUGCCUUUUGAGUAAGCUACAUCAAAAGUAGAGAGAGAAAGGCAGAUUCCAUUGACCUCAUGCUGUCUUUAUGAGAUCUUACUGUUUGGGAAAGUGAGACUCUUCCUCUAUCAAAGAGUAAUGAAUUUUGCUGUUUUGAAAUAUCUGAAUUAUUGCUUUGGCUAAAAGAAUGACUUAUUUUACAAUAACUUAUUUAGUAAUAUAGAGUGUUUUAAGCCUUUGAUAUUUGACGAACUUUCCAAAAUCCAAAUCCAAAUUUGGUCUAUUUGACCUCUUUAACGUUUUAGAUAUUAGGUCCCCUGAGGUCUAGGAAAGACUUAGUUGGCUUAUUUGGUACGUUAAAAUCAUACAGGAAACAUUGUCAGAUGUUGUAUUGUGGGCAUGUCUUGCCAGAAAACGAUUCCAGAAUACCCCGAGAAUGACCACGUGUUCCUUCACGAAUGUUUGUUCAGUGCUGUGAGAUGUGGAGCCAGGGAGGGCUACUCAGGGCGUUCAUUUGGGGUGUUCUACAAAGAGCACCUCAAAUGCUGUGCAGAGAGUGCACAGUUGAGAUAAAGAUAAGGGAGCAAAGGGAAAGGAGGCAGCAAAAAGGCCUUUACAGUGACUCCCCCGACAAAGGUGGUGACAAGAAAAGCAGUUGAAAAGGCAGGGGAACUGCCCAAUGCUGCCAUGUUUGCAUGGUGCCCGAAACUUAAGCCAGAGCAGCACUUUACUAAAGAACCAUGGGAAUAGCUCGCUGCCUUCCCACAGGCACCAACCCUUUAGAUCAGGAUAAGGACCAGGACUGCAGAAUCCUAAUAAGAAUAAUGGCGGCCAAGGUGUCUGGGGACUGGAGGACACAUGUAGAACCCACUAUGUAUUGAAACAGACUGUUCUUGUCCUAGUGGACAUGGGAGCCGAGUGCUCCAUUACCUGUAUGUUAAGAUCCAUUUGUUGCAAGGGCUUAUGACAGUCAUAAGUGGUUACGGAGAAGCAGCUGUGAUGGCGAGGCAGGUGGAGUUUAUAUUACUAGUUGAGAGAUUGCCACAAAAACCCUGUUUGGUAUACAUAAUUCUCAUUCCAAAAUACAUUCUGGGAAUGGCUAUUUUAUCAUGUUUGACACUCCAAAUGACUUCUAAGGAAUUCCAGCUGAGAGUUAGGGUAGUGAAAUGCGUGCUCCACCCCACGAAAGCAAUUACAAACGUUCAUAAGCCCCUGAACGACUGGACCCCCAAAUAGCCCACUCCAUGAACCCCUAUAGAGCCUGGUCAAGAAGGGGGCCCAGUGGACUGGUCCACAAAAGAGAAUGGGACCUCUGAGCAAGCUGAGGCUGCAGCGAAGCCAACACAAGCCCCAGGAGAAUCAGCGCAGGAACAGCCUUGUGAAUCGGACACAGCCAUUUGCCGCUGAGGGACUUGGGUGGGGCCUGUGGCAAAGAUGGGGACAGAAACAUGUCCCUUUACCAUUCUGGUCCCAACCAUGGAAGCAGCCAGAGCUGGAUGUAACAACUCAGGCUGAUAUAUCACGCCCUCCAGCAAGUGCAGAUCAUUUCCGAGGGGUCCCCAGUGCCAGUACACACCAGUGCCAAAUAACAGGAUGGUGGAGAAACACUUUCCAGAAACCAAAAUCCAGGAAUGUGCAAACACAAACUGUUGCUAAGUGACAAGAAUACUUCAACUAAGGAGCACACUGACCAGCAGGCUCGUGAGUACACAGCUUCACUCGGUGCUCAACUCUUGUUACCUAUGUGACGACCAAGGGAGUCUUUGACAUGGGUGGCAGAACCUCCACAAAUCCCCUCCUUCAUACAGAAGGGGCAGGGCCCUGUUUCUCAGCAGGCUUGGGACACAGAUGGCUUGUCGUGAGACAAUUCUGCUAUCUGGUUCUGUGGGCCUGCUGCUCACCAGCAGCUGUAGGCACCCUGAAUGAGCUUGUGCACGUUCUCAGCGCCCCAGCAUACACUCUUCUGACACAAGGGCCUGACGCCACCAUCAGGAACCAGGUAGACAGUGUUGGGGACAGUACUCCGUUGCCUCCCACCUGGGACUCCAGGGUGCAGCAGAACCAUCCAGGUUGGACAGCGGCUGAAGAGCUCCAAGAAAUUAGGUACAUCACCGAAUUCUUCCAGAAGGUAGUUAAUCCAGUGUAUCUGGAAAUCCUGCGGACUGACAGUGAAGCCUGGCAGAGAUUUGUGGCUGUGGCUGGACUGCCCAGAGACGAGGCAAAUGCCCUCUAUGAAACUCUGAAGAAGCGUACAACAGAUGUGGUUAUUGACGACAAAGGCAAGUGGCAAAAUGACCGGCCGUUAAGAGAGUGGUUUUUGAAAAAGUGUCCUCAACUCCGAAGGAAUAUUCAGGAGUCCAUAAGGGAGAUUUAUGCCCUUGCAGAUGGGACUGAAAAGGUCCACAGAGACUCCACCAUCUCCAACGUGGUGUCCUACGCGGCUGGCACUGCCUCUGGCAUCAUGUCUAUUCUCGGCUUUGUUUUGGCACCCUUUACAGGAGGGGUGAGUCUGGCCCUCACUACAGCUGGGGCAGGGCUGGGAACACUGUCUGUUGUGGCUGGGUUCAUCACUAGCGCCGUGGAGGACUCACACACAUCAUCAGCACAUGCCGAAGCCAACAGGCUGUCUGUGACCAGCACUGACAAACUGAAAGAAUUUGUUGAAGUUAUGCGUGAAAUGCCACCUGACUCGCGUUCCCGCAUUAUUGAUUUUUACAAAGCCACAGAGUCCUUGGAGGAGGUCCGUGCCAUGAGGGGAGCCAGAGCCAGUGUCCUACACCUUCGGCAAACCUCAGCUGGAAAUGAUGCUGGGUUCGUCUUAACAAGUGAACGCACCAACUGGCUGGCGGGCAGAGGGGGCCGGAUGACAAAUGCAGCCUCUAUAGGCAUCCCACUUGUGCUAAUUGUGGUCAACCUUGUGUACGAGUCAAAGCACUUGCUUGAGGGGGCAAAUUCGUGGUCAGCGGAGGACCUGAGGCAGCAGGCUCGGAUGCUAGAGGUGAAUCUGCGCUCUCAGUCCUGUUGAUCUCCAAACCUAUAACGUAGUGGGGAACUCCAGAGCAGUGCAGCCACAAGGGGAGACGAGCUGAACACAGGCCAGGACAAAAUGCAGACAUUUUAUCAGAUGGAUAAAGGGGGCGAGGUAAAGUUGCUGGAACGGAGUGUUAGGGAGUUUGGCAUUUCUGUAGCUGAGCACAGCAGGGGAGGGGUUAAUGCAGACGGCAAGUGUGCCCGGGAGAAGGCAGGAACACCGGAGCCUGGAAUAAGGGAAGAGAGUGGACGGGAUAGUGUGGGGAAUGGGAAGAAACACUUUGCUUUAGGCUAAAGAAUAUACUGGGGGAGGAAUAGAGGGGAGGUGUCCAGGAGCAACCAAGGAGGAGGCCAGGAAGAGAAAGCGCUGAAGAUGCAGCAAGCCAAAAUGCAGACCCCCCCAUUUGUCUGAUGUUUUUCUAAGAAUGAAGUCUUUCCCUGGCGAUGGGCUCCCACCUGUCUCUCCAGCAUCCACUCCCCCUUGUCCUUCCGGGGGUGUCUCAGUUAGACAUUGGCUUCUUGAUGGUGGUGGUUGCAGUGUGAUGGGUCCCCUUUUAGGUUAUUUAAGGGUGUAUGUCCCCUGCUCGAACCCUGAAAGCCAGGCAAUGAGCCAUGGCCCUGGUCCCCAGCUGAGGACCAGGUGCCUCUGAGAAUCCAAACAUCCUGGAGAACAUGAGAACCAACCAAGAAAAAGUGGCUCAUACACGGUAGGCAAAGAGCCAGAAAGUUAUCUGAAAAGCAGUUUGCAGACUGAAGGCGGAAUGGAUCUCUAGAGCUGUCCUGCUGAGACCCCUGUGUGGACGUCCUAAUAAACUCAACUACUGGCCAAGCUG